GACCGGCCUCUUCUGUCUCCCAGAGUUCACUGCAAAACUGGAGAACUGCUCAAUCCCUAAACCAGACUGUGAAAUUCCAGAGAUCCUGAGUGAAGAGCCAGUUUCCAAAUCCCCGAGCCAGUCUUCUAACAGACCAAAAGAUGAGAACGGUGUCCCUGAAAGCAGCACGCCCACUGCACCUCCACCCUGCCCCGUCCUCACACCGGUACCAGCUGGACAGACCCCUUACCCUCCUUAUUUUGAAGGAGCCCCCUUCCCCCAGCCCUUAUGGGUGCGCCACACCUACAGCCAAUGGGUUCCUCAACCUCCUCCGCGACCAAUCAAGAGAAAGAAGAGGCGGACGCGAGAACAGGGCCGCAUGACCAUAAGCACCAUCCGUCUGCGACCACGGCAGGUCCUCUGUGAAAAGUGCAAGAACACACUGAAUAGUGACGAAGACAGCAAAGAUGGCACGAGCAAAACCUCCAGGAAGGAAAACGCCCCUCAGAGCGACGAGGACGGAGAGUUUAGGGACACUCCGGCCAAGUUGUCAAGAAAGGAUGACAUCACUGGACCCAAGGAUGCCAAGAGACGUGAAAAUGCCACCAGCCUGGACAGUAAACGCCUCAGAAAGGACAAACGGGGGGAGGCUGAUGUGAUCCCUCACAGUCCUGUUAUUAAGAUCUCCUACAGCACUCCACAAGGAAAGGGGGAGGUCAUGAAGAUCCCCUCACGGGUUCACGGUUCCAUCAAACCCUUCUGCCCAAAGCAGCUAGUGCAAAAUGGCAAAGGGUCCACUGACACCACCAAGGAGCAGCGGCACAUUCUGGACGCGACUCGGUCUGGUCUUACUGUCUCUAUUCCAAAACUCAAACUAACCAGGCCUUUUGCGACGGUCGGCAAGGACCCAUCCUGUCCAAAGAUCCGGUUGAGACCUCCUCAGAGUCAAGGCGAGGAGACAAUGGUCGAGUAUGAGGCAGAACUUGUUGAGGGCAGCACAAGACAAAGUCCCAGGGUGCCAGGACCAUGUCUUCCUCACUCAGAAGACUCAGGAGAAGGAAAGAACUCCUUGGAAUUGUGGUCCGGGAGUUCUGGAGAGGAGGCAGAGCGCAACCACAGCGACCUGACUCUCCUGAUCAACUUCCGUAAGCGAAAAGCAGAUUCUUCGAGCCUGUCCGUCUGCAGCAGCGACAGCUUGGACGAGUCCAAGUCCUUCAGCUCUGAGGGAACCUCACCUGAGCUCUGUGAUCUGGCACCGGGCGAAGACCUCUCAGUCACAUCAUCCUCCAUAACUCCUCAGGACAGCUGCAAGACGGUGCCGCCGCUGACGGUGCGGCUCCACACCCGCAGUAUGACCAAGUGUGUGACAGAGGAGGGUCACGCCGUGGCGGUGGGUGACAUCGUGUGGGGGAAGAUCCACGGCUUCCCCUGGUGGCCGGCCCGAGUCCUCAGCAUCAGCGGUGCCGGCAAGCAGGAGACAGCCCAGUGCGAGGCCCAGUGGCCCCAGGCCAAGGUGGCGUGGUUCGGUUCCCCCACCACCUCCCAGCUGUCUGUAGCCAAACUGUCGCCGUUCAGAGAGUUCUUCAGGUCCCGCUUCAACCGCAAAAAGAAGGGCAUGUAUCGAAGAGCCAUCCUGGAGGCAGCGAAGGCCGUGGGCCACAUGGGUCCAGAGAUCACAUCACUGCUGUCCCACUGCGACACGUAGG
Molecule: messenger RNA, 1685 nt
Organism: Nematolebias whitei (Rio pearlfish)
Lineage: Eukaryota; Metazoa; Chordata; Actinopteri; Cyprinodontiformes; Rivulidae
Gene: pwwp2b
Product: PWWP domain containing 2B
Cellular component (GO): nucleus; nucleoplasm
Source: RefSeq, a predicted model, not a curated record